AUGGCAAACGUUACCAGACCUCCUAUCGCCGGUGCUGUCAGUACAAACGCAUUAAGCGACGACCUCAGCGAUAAUACAACCACCCAUACACCUACAGAUGAAUUUAUUCCUAGCGAUACGACCACCAUCCUUGCUCCUUCAGCAGAAAUGCAAACCCACACUGUCAUUUUUCUCCACGGUCGUGAAGAUUACGGAUCGGAUCUAGCCAAAUAUUUCUUCGACAGCAAAGCAUCAGACGACCGCACAUUAGCUGACAUCUUUCCAUCAAUCCGAUGGGUCUUCCCGACGGCUAAACUCCGAUACUCAGCACAGCGAGAUUUUGAAUUCAGCAAUAGCUCGUUCGCAGAAGCGCUAAAGGGCGAAGAAAUUAUAUCGCAGUGGUUUGAUGUUUGGGACAUUGCAACGCCUGAGGAUAGGGAAGAGCUUAUGAUUGAGGGACUGCAAGAGAGUAUCAAAGACAUUCUUCAGAUUAUUAAAGAAGAGGCGCAGAGGGUUCCAUUGGAGCGGAUUAUUCUCGGUGGGAUCAGCCAAGGUUGUGCUACUGCUCUUCUCACUCUGGUGGCCGCCGGUCUGGAUCUCGGAGGGUUUAUUGGGCUGUGUAGCUGGCUGCCUUUUCAAAACAAGAUUGAAAGACUCCCAACUGGAUUCAUCAAUAACAAGAACGAGAUAUCACGACACAUUAAGGGCAUAUUAAGUGUUUCUCCAGAGAUGAACGCUUCGUUAUUUGAGCAGGCAGACGCUAGAGAAGGAACGACGACCAACACAACGGACACAGUGAAUCUAGAAGCAAGCAUCAGCAGAUUAUCGAUAGAUUCAAAAGCUACUAAAACAACCCCAGUCUUCCUAGCUCACUCGCAGGAUGAUGAGACGGUCCCUUUCGCCCUGGGCGAAGGCUUGCAUCAAACGAUUAAGCAUCUAGGAUUUGAUGUUACCUGGACGAGAUACGAAAAGGGAGGCCACUGGAUCCAUCCACAACAUGGAGUUGAUGACAUUUUCUGGGGCAUAUUCUGGAUUGACUGCAGCACUAUUCAGACUAUUGAACAAGGGUUCUCCAAAAUUGGUCAAAUAUGCCAGGUCGAGGGCGAUUUACAGUCGAUCCGAAAUUGGCUCUCGAACAUCACAGAACAAUGGCUCUUAAUAUUCGACAACGCAGAUGAUCCAAAUCAUCAAACAGUGGGAUCAUACGAGCUUGCAGAUAUGGGAACUGAUGAUGCUAUCGACUUACUCCUAAAGUCUAUCGAAGCCUACGAUCUAUCACCUAGCACUUUACGAGAAAAAGCCAGAACUAUCACAGAGACAUUAGGCAACCUUGCUCUAGCAAUUGUCCAAGCUGGUGCUGCUAUCAGGCAAAAGUUAUGUCGGAUAGAAGACUAUUGUGGAAUGUAUCAACAUCGUCGACGAGAGCUCUUAAGUCGUGCACCUACCCAAACUAGCUCUGAUUACAAGUAUACUGUUUAUACGACUUGGGAAGUCUCUGUUAAUAUGAUCGAAAGGAUGAGCAGUGAGGUCGCAAGCCACGCGCUGGAGCUCCUUCGGCUCUUCUCAUUCCUUCACUUCGAUGGAAUUUCCGAGGAAAUAUUCCAAAAGGCUUGGGUAAACAAGAUAGGCAAGACACGUUCUGACUGGUCAGCCUUAAAUCAAUUUCAAUGGGUCUAUAAAGAUGCUUCUAUUACAUGGGACCCUUACUAUCUCCGGGAAUCAAUUGUUCUACUCUCCUCUUUCUCUCUAAUAAAGGUUGAUAGUUUGAGUAACGACCUCUCUAUACACCCGCUUGUUCACGCUUGGGCUUGUGAUAGAGUCAGCGAAAUAGAACAAGGAAAAUUAGUCCUUAAGACAGCUGUUUUGCUCGCGGACUCUAUCUCUUGGGAGCAGAGUAUAUCUGGAUACGCUUUUCGAAGAUCUCUAGCGUCCCAUGUUACAACUUGCCUACAAGGCAUGACUCUAGAAACACUAUUCACUAGUGGCAUAGGCGCGGAAGGGUGUUGCAAUGUUGCUGAUAGAUUUGCGCGAGUUUUAAGCGAAAGUGGUCAAUGGCAAGGUGCUGUGCAGCUCGAAGAGAAGGUGUAUGAGACGAGCAAGAGGAUGCUUGGAGAGGAGCACCCCUCCACCCUUGUCUCAAUGAGCAACCUUGCAAGUAGCUAUAGCGAUCUUGGGCGAAGACAGGACGCGGUCCAGCUAAACGAGAAGGUGUAUAAGGCGAUGAAGAGGACGCUUGGAGAGGAGCACCCGCAUACCCUUAUCUCAAUGGCUAACAUCGCAAGUAGCUAUAGCAAUGUUGGGCGAGGACAGGACGCGGUGCAGCUGAACAGAAAGGUGUACAAGGCGAUGAAGAAGACGCAUGGAGAGGAGCACCCGCAUACCCUUAUCGCAAUAAGCAACCUUGCGAAUAUAUAUAGCUUUCUUAGGCGAGGACAGGACGCGGUCUAG
This is a messenger RNA of Lachnellula hyalina, 2427 nucleotides long. RefSeq names its product Acyl-protein thioesterase. The record is from RefSeq and is a predicted model, not a curated record. The coding region runs from base 1 to 2427 and encodes 808 amino acids. Gene Ontology annotation, biological process: protein depalmitoylation. Gene Ontology annotation, cellular component: cytoplasm. Gene Ontology annotation, molecular function: carboxylic ester hydrolase activity; palmitoyl-(protein) hydrolase activity; protein binding. The transcript has 3 exons. NCBI's taxonomy places the organism in Eukaryota, Fungi, Ascomycota, Leotiomycetes, Helotiales, Lachnaceae.